This is a messenger RNA of Arabidopsis lyrata subsp. lyrata, 1206 nucleotides long. RefSeq names its product RNA pseudouridine synthase 1. NCBI's taxonomy places the organism in Eukaryota, Viridiplantae, Streptophyta, Magnoliopsida, Brassicales, Brassicaceae. The transcript is spliced from 2 exons. Gene Ontology annotation, biological process: pseudouridine synthesis. The record is from RefSeq and is a predicted model, not a curated record. The coding region runs from base 7 to 972 and encodes 321 amino acids. Gene Ontology annotation, molecular function: pseudouridine synthase activity; RNA binding.
AUACAAAUGUCACUGCUUCGAAACCUCUUCUCCUUCUCCAUCUCUACAAAUUCAAUUCUCACAAAACCCUAUUUCGCAAUCUCAACCAAAGCCAUGGAAGCUACCUCUGAACUCAAUCUCCAUUACCCAAAACCCAUAUCUCCCCCUCCACCUCCAAUCUCCAAAGACAUUGAACUCAGAAGAGCAAUGGAAGCUUCAUCGAAAUCAAGUCUCUUCAAUCUCACAAGAGACCAUGUAUUAUACGAAGACGAAUACCUAAUGGCUGUGAAUAAACCAAAAGGUGUUUAUUGUGAAGCUGUUCUUCGCUCUGCUCCUCAAAUUGUUCUUGAUUCUUCGAGUGAGUUUCAUUUAGCGAAUAGGUUAGAUCGUGAUACUAGUGGUGUGAUGAUUAUUACUAAGUCACAUAAAGUCGCUGCUAAGCUUGUUAAGGCUUUCACAGAACAUAAGAUUCGUAAAUCAUACAUUGCUCUUUGUAUUGGUUCAUCUCCAAAUUGGAGGAAGAUUACGGUUAGUUCAGGUCAUGGACGGUCGAAACACGGAGCGUGGCGUGUUUACGCUGCGUUGGAUGUUGGUAGAGUUUUACCUGGUGGUUCUUUUGUUAGAGAUAUGGAGACGACGUUUGAAGUUGUAUCGGUAAACGGUGUGGAAACCGAAUCUUGUGAAGUGGAAAAUGUGAUUGUUGUUGAACGGGAGCAAGAAUUGAGUUGUGCUGGAGAUGAUGUUGUUGUGGUUAGGGCGUUUCCGCGAAGUGGGAGGACGCAUCAGAUUAGGUUACAUUGUCAGUAUCUUGGGAUUUCGAUUCGAGGAGAUGUGAAGUAUCAUGGAAUGUAUGAGUGGAGAGGAAGAACAUUUGAGGGGCAUGAGCUUCAUGCUGAGUGUUUGUCGUUGGAUCAUCCUGUUACGGAUGAUCCUAUUGUUAUUCGAGCUCCUCUUCCGUGCUGGGCCACCAGAGAUGAAAGUUGUAACGGUUGAUGGUUAGUUUUCAAUGGAUAGUGUUAAGAUCUUGACAUUGGUUGAUUUGUGUUUUUCGGAAUCUCAUUUCUUUGGAAAGUAAAGCUAGGCGCAAGACAUGAAAUUUAAAAAUUCAUUUCUUCAAUGUCAAAGAUGGAAGAUUGUAAUUGAAAAGUCGCGGUGGAAUCUGUGUAGUUCAAUUAAGAACAUUAGAAAGAAGGAAGUACAUUGAAUACAAUCCUAUGUUUCCUUUUG